UUUACGAGCGGAGUUGUAGUUGCACAAAACAUGCACUCACAUUUUGGCUGAUUCAAUAUCAAAAUAUUGAAGACUGUCAAGUUUCUUAAUUGCUCAUCUUAAAAUUUGCGAUAAAACUUUUGCAAAUACUGCACCGAAAUGUUGGCGAAAGAUAUCGAAGUGAAAUUCAAUUCCUUUCUGGGAAACAAGGACCACGGUGGAGAACUGGUAAACCCGGCGAUAGGCGCUGUUAGUACGUUGAUGUCCAUUAUUGAGGGAUAUUCCGGCACCACGAUUAACGGACUCAUGGAAGAAUUGAGAGAAGCAGUAAAAAUUAUAGAGGCGAAAAUGCUUGCCGGCAAAUCAAAGUUGGCCGUGAGUUCUGCUUGCGCCCAGUUUAUCAGAUAUACAACUCUGUAUUUGGGUACGAUCGAGAGCGAGGACGUUUCUUCCGUGACCAAACUCAUGUUACAGGAAGGUGGAAAAUACCUGAAAAGAUGUGAAAGCGCUAUAAAUCGCAUUUCAAAAUUGGGCGUCACCUUUAUCUUUGAUGGAGCUCGAGUCAUGGUCCAUUCACAUUCUAGAGUUUUACUCGAAACGUUACAUUCUGUCCCAGAAAAUAUAUAUUUUACAAUCUACCUCGUUUCAAGUGAGGAAGAGGAUAAUAAAGGAAAAAUGCUCCAUGACCGUGUCAACAUUGAAUACGUGAGGAUAUCCGAUGCUGAAGUGGGGACGCGGAUGGAAAAUGUCGAUUUGGUUUUUGUUGGGGCGGAAGCCGUGGUUAAAAAUGGGGGAAUUAUCAAUAAGGUUGGUACACUCCCGAUGGCCAUUUGCGCCCGAGAAAUGAAGAAACCUUUGUACGUGUUUGCAGAAAGUUUUAAGUUCUCACUGGUUUACCCCCUGAAUCAAAACGAUAUCCCAAACGAGUAUCGGGUCGACCAAUCCAACGGGAUCCGAGUUGACUAUACUCCACCAAAAUAUCUAACACUUUUAAUAACCGAUCGAGGAAUACUGACCCCCGUUGCGGUUUGUGACGAAUUGAUAGAAAUGUAUACGUGAAUGAGUUGUGUAUAGGGGGGUUGUUGAAAUUAAUAAUAAUUUUAUUACUGGAUUAGAUCAUAAUGUAAUUCGCUAUAACGUUUCGUGGAGCAAUUCGAAUAAAUAUUUUCAGAAAAAUCA
Messenger RNA from Folsomia candida, 1158 nucleotides. RefSeq names its product translation initiation factor eIF-2B subunit alpha (gene eIF2Balpha). Gene Ontology annotation, molecular function: guanyl-nucleotide exchange factor activity; translation initiation factor activity. Gene Ontology annotation, biological process: translational initiation. Gene Ontology annotation, cellular component: eukaryotic translation initiation factor 2B complex. The coding region runs from base 139 to 1038 and encodes 299 amino acids. The transcript has 7 exons. Lineage: Eukaryota; Metazoa; Arthropoda; Collembola; Entomobryomorpha; Isotomidae. The record is from RefSeq and is a predicted model, not a curated record.